AUUGAUGCCGACAUUGAACUCUAUACGUGUAUACGUUUGUUUUGUGGUGUUUAUGAUAUCAUAACAAGAAAAACAAGAAAAUAAAUCAUUUUCAAGUUUGUAAAAACUCUGAACAAGUUCAUCAUGGAAAAGGUUUAACAGCAGCAAUGGACAAAGCAGCUGAGGAAGCCGCGGGCUUCCACAAACCCAGGCAAAGAACGUCAUCAAGUUCGCAAUAUUCUAGUCAACAUGUUCACAAUAAUUUUCCCUUGAUGUGCAGUGAUUCUGGUCUGUAUACAUGCAGUUCCAACAACAGCGAUACUGCAUUUGAAUCCGACACCGACUCCAGCCAUAUUAGGUCAAAACUAAAACGAGAUGACUCCCUGCAUACAGUUCUUAAAGAUGUCAACAAACUUCGUAGUGAAUUGGAGCGUUUAUCGAAAUCGGAACAAUGGUAUAGGCAGGAGCUGCGUCAGCAGAAGGCGAGCAGACUGGAAGACCUUGAGAGGAUAUAUAGCAGAGAACGAAAAUACAUGGAAGAAAAUCAAAAGCUACAAAAAGAAUGUCUACGUCUAUAUGAAAAGUGCAGUGAAUUAGAAAGAGAAGCCGAAACAUAUCAGGAAGCAAGUAAAAACGACUGUGAGCUUAGAAAAGAUGUCAGUAUAAUUGACAGCAACUCUACCGAUUUCCAAAUACAACAACAAUUGUCAAUUAUUAGUGACCAACAAAAACUGAUCGCAGUUCUUAGAAAACAAAAGAAAGCCCUUCUAAACGACUUCAAGACGUUAACAGAUGAAAAAGAUGAACAAAUCAUGAAAAUGCAGAAAUGUCUAGCUGACCUUGAAUUUGACAAUAAGUGCAUUACAAAAAGGUGCGCUGAAUUCUCAAAGGAACGGUAUCAAAUGGAUUGUAGAUUAGUGGAAUCUGAAACGCGACUUUCACUAGCAUUGACCGAUAAGCUUAAUUUACAAAAAAGCUUGGUGACUCUCAAGGAACAGCUGGAAAUACAAGAAAAACUAGUAAAAUUUAAAGAAGAGGAGAUCACGCAGAUACAGAGUAAGUUUAGGGAUACAAUUAGCAACGAACAUGAUUUAGACGAAGUUCAUAGGUUAAGUUUAAAAUACAAUGAAGACAUCAAUUCUAAAUCAUUGGAAAUAAUUGAUUUGAAAAAUCGCAUUAGUAGUUUGGAAGUAGAGCUAGAAAAUUUGCAAGAACUACAAGCACAACACGAACAACAACAAAGACUAAUUGAACAAUUAAAUUUUUCCCUGGAUUCGUGUCAGCUAGAGCUACAAGAAAUCCGGGAAUCGGAUAGUCUUCAAGCCAAACAAAUAGAUGAGCUACAAUAUAAAAAUCAGAUACUCGUUCAGGAAAAGGAAAAUAGUCUCAUGGAAGUAUUGAAACAUAAGCGAAACUUUGAAAAUAUCUGUCAGGAGUUAAAAUCCACUAAAGAUCAGUUUGCAAGCUUACAACAGCUAUAUAAGGAAACAAAGUUCAAAUUGGAACUAUGUGAAAUGGAGCAAAGUAAACUUAAAUUCCAGCGUGAGAACGAUCAGAGAGAAAUACAGGAAUUGAGGCAAAAACUUAAGGGAUACUUACAGCAGACGGCUAAUCUCGUCGAAAAAAUGCAAAAACUUGAAAAUCAGCUAAAGCAGAGUGUGGAAGAAAAUGUUCAAAUGAAAAAAGAAUUCGAAGCGAUCCAGGCAGAGUUAAGUGUUGUAAUACCACAUUCACAGGAGGCCUCAAAGGGAGACAACAAUUGUAACAAUUUCGUUGAACUUUCAAAAGAGUUUAUGCCACAUCAAGAUGCUUUCGAUAGUCAUGGUUCCAACAUAAUGGCUAUGGCAAUUGAAGACUGUCCAUUUGAUCCACAAGGACAUCGAACAUCUGACAGGGAUGGUGAUUUGAGAUAUCAAUAUACAAAAUUACAGGAAAAUGUAGACAUUUUUGAAUGUGUUCUGGAUAAGAAUAAAAAAAUAUUGAGGUAUUUAAGAGGGGACGGAGAAGAAAUCCGCGAUUUAGAAACCUUAUUAGAUGAAAAUAACGCCCUAAAACAACGAAUUGUGGAAAUAGAAAAUGAAGCCAGAACUCUAAAACUUGAACAGGACAUCCGGGACAUGACCCAAAAAUGUUUGUCACUACAAGAACUAUUAGAAGGGCAGGAUAAAAAAGUUGGAGAUUUGCAAAUUCGACUACUGAACAACGAUUCUCAUCUAUAUAAAGCGGAGAAGAAUGUUGAAGUUCUACAAGAAAAUAAGACAUUAAGUGAUCACAUAUUUUUAGAAAAUCGAGCGUUGAAGGCUAAUCUGGGCAAGGAAAUCUGUGUAAAAGCAACACUAAAAAAACAAUUAGAAGAGUCAAGGAAUCGUUUGGAAACUAUGAAACAAAAAUUAGAAGAAUUAAAGUCUUCAAAACCAGCAAAAUCCCAUCAGGCAGUACAAUGCGACAUUGAAAGUCAAGAGGAAACUUAUCAAGAAGUAAAAUAUUUAAGGGAACAAAUUGAAGAUCUACAGAAUAAACAAGAACAGUUCUUACAAAACGAUUCGCUCAAGUCCGAAGAACGUAUGCAAAUUUUACGCAAAUUGUCGGAUUUGCAAAGUUCUAAAAUACAAUGUCUACAAGAUAACCAAUCAGACUGGGAAGAUAUGCUAAAUUCCCUUCGCAAUGUUCAGCUUUUGGAGGAACAAACACGUAAAGAACUCGAACUAAAAAGGAUGGAAUUGGAAGACUUGAACGAAGUGUUUGCCGAACAAAAUGAAGAGCUUAAGAAAUUGGAAGAACUGGCGGCUAUACAAGAAAUCAGAAGACAACGGGAAAAAGAACAAAUAAAACGUGCAUUCCAGGAUGAAGUGACAACGUUGAACAAACAGUUGUUGCAAUGCCAAGAUGAAAUACAGAAACAGCAGGAAAUUAAUGAAAUACUACAGGAACAAAAUAAUAGAAUUCAGCAGAACUAUGACGAAGAUUAUGCUACUGAAAUAGGGGACUACAAAAAGGAAGUGCGAUCAUUAAACACACAGCUAGAAAAGACAAUUCAGGAAAGGGAUGAGUUGACAAAUCGUGUUCGAGAACUGGAAAAUGAGCUACAUGAAAUAAAAAUGACAAGACGUGAAGCAGUCUUUCUUCCGCAACUUACAUUUGGCAAUGAAAAUAACUCUGACAAUAAGAUUGUACAAUGUUCAGAUAAUGAAAAACAGGUCCAAGACGAUCACAUUCGAAUAUUGACGAAAGUACUAGAAGCUGAAUAUGUCCGAAAAAUGCAAAGAUAUGACGAGCAUAUACACUCUUUAUUGGCAAAUGUCAGUGCUCUCAAGAAAUCGCUGAAAGCAAAUGAACACAAAACCGUGAUAUUGUGCGAAGAACAGUACAGAGCAAAGCAGGAACUCAAAGAAAUGCAAAAUACUAAACGGAAUCUGGAAGAACUCCGUUUGAAAUACGAAAAAAGUCAAAAUAUAAUAAGGGAACUUCAACAGGAAUUAUCAAUUGAACGAACGAAAAGUAAAUCUUCGGACAUGGACAAAUCAUCACAACAUGAUACACCCACUUACGAGGUAUCCAAUUUGAUUGAUGACUAUAAAAAGCUAAUACGACAAUCUGCCAUGGUAACAAAGAGGCCUGCGACACACGUAAUUCUCGACUUGAUUCAGCGUAGUAAUAAAUGUGUGCCAAAUUGCAGAAAAAUGGAAUCAAGUAUUGAUGAUUUACGUAACGAUUUGCAAACAUUUUUAACGUCAUACGCUCAAAAAAUAUCCCCUUCCUUCAUCAACACAGCUUCAUUAACAGUUCCUCCUUCUCUAAUGGAUGAAUUGAAAGCUGCGACAGAAAGAUUUCAAUAACUAAUUAUCCCGACUUACCUUUCAAGUGCCAAUAUUUUAAGAUUUUAUUUUUUGUAUUAUUUAUUGUUUUUAUUAUUUCCGUACCUUUUUCAUGACUUUUGUUGUCUAUAAAUACAUAAAAUAAAAAGCAAAAGCGAAGAGUUUACAUUACAAAA
Messenger RNA from Musca domestica (house fly), 3970 nucleotides. Its product is annotated as myosin-10. The transcript is spliced from 3 exons. Bases 147 to 3815 code for a protein of 1222 amino acids. The record is from RefSeq and is a predicted model, not a curated record. Lineage: Eukaryota; Metazoa; Arthropoda; Insecta; Diptera; Muscidae.